Cylindrotheca closterium is the source of this 5085-nucleotide messenger RNA. The record is from the annotation of a GenBank genome assembly. NCBI's taxonomy places the organism in Eukaryota, Bacillariophyta, Bacillariophyceae, Bacillariales, Bacillariaceae.
AUGGAACAGCCAAGAGCUGAAAACAACGACAGGCAUAACCAUGAGGAUCCAGAUACUGUCAGGAACCUUCCUAAUCUGAAGACAGUGUCAUGGAUGAAGCAAUUUACUUGGACUGUUUGGAAAAACAAAAUCAUUCUGACCCGCCGUCCCAUUCCCUUGAUCUUUUUGCUCAUCAGUGGCAUUCUUUCCGCGCUACUUUCUUGGUCCGUGGGUCAAGAUGCUGACGAUGUGAUCUAUCCUACAUUCAGUGAAUGCGGAACUUGGGAUCCAGGCUUUGCUGGAACAGUCCAAAAUAUGGAUUGGGAAGAACGAGACAAGAUUCAACUUUCCAUGAACGAUCAAUGGCGCAGCGGCCUUCCAGUUGCUUUGAUGAUGUUGGGACCUUGUCUGAAUGCGAUCAUUUCCUUUGUCUUUGUUCACAAUGAGAUUCAUUCGCAGCUGUUUGGAGUCCUUCGAUCCCUUGGGUUGAGAGAUAGCGUCUACUGGGCUUCCUGGUAUGUCCCGUUUACAAUCAUUGCCUGCAUCAAUUCUCUAUUGGCAGCUGUGACCUGCCAGUUCCUUCCUGGAAAUGUGUACGAAUCGGUCUACUUUGGUGGGGUGUUUACAUCCAUGUUCUUGUUGCAACUUGCGUUGAUCCCUUCCGUCUUUCUUUUGGCCGCUCUAUGCGGUACAAAGCGAAAAGCAGUGGCCAACUUUACCAUAUUUUUGCUCCUAUGUUCGGCUUGGGUUCCAUUUAUGGUCCAAAGUGCUCAAUCCAUGCCACCAAGUGCCUUGGACUACAUGUGGAAGAAUGAGAUGCCAAAAGGUCUCUUUUGGUACUACACAUCAACGCUGGACAUUCGACAGGACUACAGCUGGCAAGAAAAUUACAAUUGGACCGAGCAUUUUGAAGACCCCUUUUCUACCUAUCCUCCAGCACAAUACGAUGCGUGCAACACGCCAGUGUUAAGCGAGUAUCAAGGAACUAACCCAAAGCCAGAAAACGGCGAAGAGCGAGACAAUGUCCAACCAGAAGAAAUCUUUGUCGGAUGUUACUCGGCUGCAUCAUGGAGCGUCAAGAUAUGGCAUGACGAUGACAUGAUUACAAGAAUAGCAAUGUUCUUUUUCCCAUACUUUCACUUUCAAAAUGUAUGGGGACACUUUGUGGGAUACACCAGUCUACCAGACAACAAGUUCACUGCGGCGGAAACAUCUCUUUCUGCCGGAGAACUGGCCAUCAAAGCCCUUCCUACUAGCAACAUUAAUCCGUUGCUCGCAUUUGAUUCCAAACUGGCACCUCAAGGAUCUACCUUUGUCCUUGGGCGAUACGACGUAUACAACUACGAUUGGAAAAAUCCUACCACUGUGUGCCCCGCGGCGAACCCAAGCACAGGAAACUACGGAUUCUGUGGCGAUUCCUACGGCAACUGUAUGUACGUCAAGGAUCCUGGCCCCAUGCAGUCGACACCCACCACCAAUGACAUUUUCGGAUACCUUAUUUUGCUGUGCGUCAUGUACCUUCUAUUGGCUGCUUAUUUUGCACAAGUACUUCCAGGAAUGAACGGCCGAGGCGAGCCAUUCUAUUUCCCAUUCCUUCCAAGCUACUGGUUUGGAAAGCGAGGCAAGAAAGACGACAAUGAUGAUGGUGAUGAUGAACACAAUGAGAGUGAAGUUGGUGUUGGUGUUCACAUUGACAAUGUCAAAAAGAAGUAUGGCAGCUUUGAGGCGCUGAAAGGAGUAUCGUUCCAUAUGGCGGCUGGCGAAGUAACCGCUUUGCUAGGUCACAAUGGGGCUGGAAAGACCACUCUAUCGAAUAUUCUUUGCUGCAAUAUCGGAUCUACGAGUGGAAAUAUCCGUGUCUUUGGUCAGGACAUUGGUGAAGAUCCUUUCGCUAUUCGGCAAAUGGUUGGGCUCUGUAAGCAAGACGAUUACUUAUGGCCGACGCUUUCGGCCAGGGAACAUUUGGAACUCUUUGCGGGUCUUCGUGGAAUCACCAAGGAGAAGCUAGAAGCAACAGUUAGCGUGUGGCUUCGUAGCGUCGAUCUGGAAGAAGUUCAGCUUCAGUAUGCCUCCGCGUAUUCUGGUGGAAUGAAGCGUCGUUUGAGUUUGGCACUGGCAACCAUCGGUGACAGGCCAUUGAUUAUUCUAGACGAGCCCACUACAGGAAUGGAUCCUGUCAGUCGUCGAUUUGUCUGGAGGCACAUUGACCAAAUCAAGGAUGGCAGAGUCAUUCUUUUGACGACGCAUGCAAUGGAAGAAGCAGACCUCCUUGCUGAUGAAGUCGCAAUUAUUCGAGACGGGGAGCUUGCAGCCUUUGGCUCGCCACUACAACUCAAGGCUGAACAUGGCACUGCUUUGCAAUUCUCAUUGUUGCUUGAUCAAGACAAAGUCAAGGACGCCGCGGCUUACAUCGAGACAUUCUUCAGUGCUACCAAGGAAUCCGUUCAAGUGGAUUCUAGCAACCCUGGGUCGAUUACUGUGAAAAUCCUCAAUAUGGCAGAUGGCGAGGAAUCUGAUGGUGUGAAUGCUCACACUCUGUCAGACUUCGUUACUUGGCUGGACAGCGCCGAAUCUUCCGUGAAGGAAUAUGGCUUCUCCAACAGUUCGCUGGAAGAAGUCUUCUUGGCUGUAACUGGCACUCACAGUCAGUCAACUGAAACUGAAACUAGCGCUGGCGAUGACGAAGGCAAUACAGUCAUUGUGCCUGAUGUUGAAGAAGGCGAAGCCAAUGAUAUUGACAUUCAACCACCAAUGACUACAUUCGAACCCAAGAUUUCUUUCGGAAACCAAACCAUCACUAUAUUCAUGGACAUGUGGACGAGAUCGUGGGGUAGAGGAGCAUUUAUCAACUACAUCAUCUACGGUAUCUUUGUCGCAGGUUGCCUACUUACUGGCUUCGGAGUUGCGAACGACUAUGAUCCUACUAGUCUUUUUGGUGUUGUGGUGCUGUUAGCUUCGCUUAUCCUCACUAGCAUCAUUGGUCCAGUCUAUUCCGACAAGGCGGAAGGCCUGUUCUACUUGAUGCAAAGCCAAGGGCUGCUGUCGAGAGCGUACGUCGCUGGUAUCAGUCUGUAUGGCUUCUCUGUAUACCUCGUGUAUGGAUUGAUAAUUCUUGGCGGGUUCUAUGGCACAAGCAUGUUUAGAGAACCCAUUGAAUGCCCAUAUGGUGAAGACGAAUGGGGGUACUACCGCGAUAUCUGCGAGGUCAAUGACUGGGAGAAACCGUGGGGGUCUGUGCCAAAUCAAAACUUGCUCAGGUUGAGCUUCGAAGAUCAGUACGACGAGCAGUAUGUGUCACUUCGUGUUUCCAGAUCUCCCGGAGGUUUCGGCAUGAUUGUUGCCAUCAUUUUUUGCUUUGCAUUAACUGGUGUCGGCGCCGUCCUAACCACAGCAUUCUUACCAGGAUACAGGAUCCCACUUGUCUCUGUCAUGCUUUUCAUUCUCGUUUCGAGUUUUUGGCCUACAAUCGAUGCAAGAGUCCUAUCUGAGUACGACUAUAGGAUCUGUGAAAAUAUGACUGACCCGGAGCUUGUUUGCCAAUCAACGCUAUAUCCGAACAACACCGCCGAAGAAAUCUUGAAUUGUGCUGGAUUGCAGAUCAGCAGUUCGGGAAUUGGGCACUACUGCAUGGAUCCCGCUGCUUCACUUUUGCCCCAGAUCUCGCUAUUACAAUCUCUCAUCAUGGCUUAUUACUCCCGAGUAACAUUGGUCUCACAACCCGAAAAAUAUGUAGAACAGGUGUUGAUACCCAGCUUCGAGGGCGUGUCUUGUGACGGAAACACCUGCGAGUUUCCGUUGGCCAACCAAAUUUUCCGCGAGAACAUGCUUUUCAUGUUUCUCGGGGCUAUCAUUUUGCUUGUCUUGGGUAUUUUCUUGACAUGCCUGUUGGCAUUCCCGUUCGGACCGUUUGUUUACAUCCGGCGCCUUUUCCGAUCAAUUACCGAUGCCGUGCUGUGCAAGAAUACGAAAAGUACCACAAUGCCGAACAAUUCUGGCGAUAAGGAUGAUGCCGGGCUUGAAGAGGUGACUCAAGAGCGCCAAACAGUGACUUCGUUGUGCCAAGAGUUUGUAUCCGGAGAAGGAACCCAAAGCUCGCCUCUCAAGAUUGAUAUGAAUAAAGUUUCUCGAAAUGAUGUUCCUCCCGUUGUUACGAGAGGAUUGCGCAAAGUGUAUCCUGCUCUCGGAGGUAGGCCACCCAAAGUUGCCCUCAGAGACCUUGAUUUGCACGUUCCAAAGGGGCAAACGCUUGGGUUGCUAGGAAAAAAUGGCGCUGGUAAGACAACUGCCUUGAAAAUCCUUGCAGGCGCACACGAGUCAACGUCUGGGGUUGGUAUGGUGGUAGGAUACAAUUGCAACACUGACAAGCUCAACAUCUUUGAAAGGUUGGGGAAUUGUGCCCAAUUCGACGUAGUAUGGAAGAAGCGAUCGGUCCGCUAUCAUUUGGAGUUUUUCGCCAUGUUGAAAGGAGUUCCCCGUAGCAAAGCGACGGAAGUCGCUCGCAAUGCAGCGACUGCGGUCGGUUUAAAGUCAUUGGAAAUGUUCCAUCGAAAGGCGGGGGAUCUUUCGGGUGGAAUGCGUCGACGACUCUCGAUUGCAAUCUCGUUGAUCGGAUCACCAAAAGUGAACAUCUUGGAUGAACCAACAACAGGACUCGAUCCUUCGACAAGAAACUCGAUUUGGAAACUCAUCAAAUCCUUUUCAUCUACUGACAGAAGUACUAUCAUCACUACCCACAUGAUGAUCGAGGCAGAUACGCUCUGUGACCGCAUUGCGAUUGUAAAGGAUGGCGCACUGAAGGUGAUUGGGACACAACAGCAUCUCAAAGACAAUUUCGGUUCGGGGUACAACUUGCAACUGAAUUUGGUCAAGAGUACAGAGGAGUAUCAGGAGAAGGCCAUGUCAUUUGUUCGUCAGAAUGUCCAUGCACAAGCUGUACUAGCACUCCGUCAAGCAAAGACGUUGCAUGUGUCAUUGCCCAGAGACUUGAGAUUGGAACGAGUAUUCCGUGCACUGUACAGCAAGGAACGUGAAACUGAAGGAGGAAUCAAUCAGUUCUUGCUGUCCCAAUCGUCACUAGAGGACGUAUUUGUGAGAAUGAGCGAAUAG